CCUUGUUAGCUCCCACAGCAGGAAUCACAUGACCCAUUCACGUCCUGUCUGCUGCAAAUAAAAGCUACACACUCCGAGAAACUAGGUGCGUGCCAUUACUAUUUUCUUUGGGUUUUUACAAGGAGGCUAAUGCUACAGGUAAAGUUUUGGUUGAAUUGCAUGCUUGUGUCAAAGUUGUCGCAAGCUUAUGAUCAACUCACGCCGUCUAGUAAUCCCGUUUUACUGCUCUGGGAUGGUACAGUUCCCUUCAUAAGAGUAAAGUCUGAUUGAGGUGUGUUAGGUCCUGAACUACUUCGAGUCUGAGCUCUUCCGGACAAGCAACACGUUUUCUCUUUCUUUGUGUUUUUUUUAUGCAGGACGAUGAAGCUUAUUAUCCUCAAUGACUACGACCAGGCAAGCGAGUGGGCUGCAAAGUACAUCAGAAACAAGAUUUUACAGUUUAGACCCGGUCCAGAUAAAUAUUUCACCCUGGGACUCCCCACAGGUGAGUAGAAACUUAACCAUCGUGUUCGUAAUAGUGUGAAAACUUGAUAUACUUGAUCACAGUGUUAUAAAAUGGGGUAGAGUCAGCGCUAAUUCCCACCACAUCUGCUGAGUCAGGACUAAAAACAGAAAUAGCCACAGGGUCACAUCCCUUUUGCAUUUCUUGAAAAUGUGCCUCAAUCUCAACUGAAAGUGCACAACUGUCAAAGUAAUAAGCCACUAAUUAAAUCAAAGUACUUUUGUUUCCAGCAGAAACUCAGUGUAUGGAUCAAGAGAUACUGUGAAUUGCUAUCCUGUGUUCCCUUAAAGACUGUUUUGACAACUAAUCAUAGCAUGUGACCUGUUUUGCAUACAAACUUCAAGAGCCAAGUAAUGAAAAGAUGCAAUUAUAAGUCUCCUAAAAUGGAAAGACAAGUACUUUAUGCUUUGUAAGCCUUUGCCUGUCUGUAGGAAGCACCCCCCUUGGAUGUUACAAAAAACUGAUUGAGUACUACAAGAAUGGAGAAAUUUCUUUCCAGUAUGUGAAAACAUUCAACAUGGAUGAAUAUGUAGGUAAGUCUUCGUCCAUUCUCUCGCUCCACAUAAAACAGUAACACAUUGUCACCUUACGAAAAUAAUGGCGUAAGUCAUUUUUUGACGAAAAUAAGUUUUUGGCCUAAAUCACCUCUUGAUAAUACUGGCCAUAUCUGGUAAAAUCACCUAGACAUCCUUAGUUGAAAGGAUCAUGGCAUGAUGCUUUCAACUAAGGAUUUAAGCUAUUUUACCAGAGAUGGCCAGUAUUUAGGCCAAAAACUUAUUUUCGUCAAAAAAAGGACUUAGGCCAUUAUUUUAAUAGGGCGACGACAUUGGGGGAUAUUUGAAAGGUGUAAUUUUGCAUAUUGAGAUUUCAAUAAUUCCUGUUUAGGUCUUCCCAGAGAUCACCCAGAGAGCUACCACUCCUUUAUGUGGAAUAACCUCUUCAAGCACAUAGAUAUUAGAGCAGAGAAUACCCACAUCCUCGAUGGUAAUGCUGCUGACCUGCAAGUAGAAUGUGACGCCUUUGAGGAAAAGAUAACAGCAGCAGGGGGGAUUGAGCUCUUUGUUGGAGGUAUUACAUUGAAGUUACUUCAUACAGCAAUCCAUUUUAUUACUGCGCCAUUCUGCUAACAAUAGACUCCCCCUCCUUAUCCUGUUAGGUAUUGGACCUGAUGGCCACAUUGCCUUCAAUGAGCCCGGUUCAAGCCUGUCUUCUAGGACGAGAGUGAAGACCCUGGCACAGGACACGAUAAUAGCUAAUGCCCGAUUCUUUGAAGGCAACCUUUCAAAGGUGCCCACGAUGGCUCUGACUGUCGGAGUCGGCACUGUCAUGGAUGCAAAAGAGGUUAGAGGGCUAUAUAAACAACUAUUUGUCCUGUGUUUGUGCUUAAGGUUCAACUCCUGUUGCUUAUUUUCUGCAAAUACACCAUAGAUCAGGAAGGAUCAAUUUCCUUUCAGAACUUGCUUUUAGCUGCACUAUACAGCAUUGCUCAAUGGUCUUAUCUCCAUGACUCAACAUAAAGCACCAAUUGCAAGUUGUGUGUGUGCUCAGGCCAAAGGUCACCUUUCCAAUUUCUUCUCAGGUCAUGAUUCUGAUCACCGGAGCACACAAGGCAUUUGCUCUAUACAAAGCUAUAGAGGACGGUGUGAAUCACAUGUGGACAGUGUCAGCGUUCCAGCAGCAUCCACAGACGGUUUUUGUAUGCGACGAAGAUGCCACUCUAGAGCUGCGUGUCAAAACUGUGAAGUACUUCAAAGGUGUGAUUAAAUCGCAAACCAACAGUGCCUGAUUCGUUAUACUUCACUUUCAAAAUCAGGCAGCUAUGUUACCACCAAGCAAAAAUAUCAGCAAAACAGGAAUAAUGCAAAGUAAACAUGCUGAUUCUGUUUCUUUUUUUUUUUUCUUUUUAAGGGAUGAUGCACGUGCACAACAAGCUGGUGGAGCCACCGUCUUCAGGCCAAAAGAAGAACUGAGAUGUUUUUCUCCAAUCUUUGUUUAUCAUUUUUAAAAAUUGACACUCUCAUGAUUCCUUAAUCUUUCUGUGAAGAAUGCCUACCGAGCAGUGCUUGGUGUUUCUUUUACUAAUUCUUGUGAAAUAAUCUGGUUCUGUUGGCCUUUUAGGUUUUUCAUGUGACAGUAACGCUUUGUCUCUUAUUUGUUCUUUGUAAUAAAAUGCACUCAAUUUGUAAAUCCCUCUUUGUCUGUGUAUGUGGUUUGGGAUGGUGCUGAGGAAUACAUUCUGUUCCUGCUGUCACAUGACAACACGGAACAACAAAUGAUGCCUUUAAGUGAUCCUCGGAGAUUUUGUUAUUGGAGAUUUAUGACCGAACAAUACUCAAAUCAACGUUUUUUAUUACUUUUAUUUUUGAAAAAAAAAUGGCAUUGUAGUAGUUUAUAAAGAAAUAAAGCAGAGCUUUUCUUGAAAGAUGUUACAUUUGGUCUAUUAGAUCAAUCCAAUCAAGUUAUAAACGUGUAAUUAGUAACUACCAUAGACUGUAUGUAGCAACAUUUUUCUUCAGCUUGCUAUAAUUUACUAAAGCGGAGUGAUUUCUUUAAAUGUGUACUUUUCCAUUCAAAGCAAAUGCUAAGGUUAAGAAACUGUAGCUAAAUAAGUUACAUCUAAUAUGAUGUUAACCACUUGACAGUGAACUUUAUUUACAUGUUUUUAUAACUAUUAUGUUGGAACAACAGAGAAUAGCCGUGAUGCAGAGGAAAACAUAAAAAUAUCGCUGAGUAAUUAAAUACUACUGUAUGUACUCUUAUUAAAAUAGCCUUUUUAAAUCA
This is a messenger RNA of Xyrichtys novacula (pearly razorfish), 3283 nucleotides long. Lineage: Eukaryota; Metazoa; Chordata; Actinopteri; Labriformes; Labridae. The record is from the annotation of a GenBank genome assembly.